Racocetra fulgida is the source of this 641-nucleotide messenger RNA. The record is from the annotation of a GenBank genome assembly. NCBI's taxonomy places the organism in Eukaryota, Fungi, Glomeromycota, Glomeromycetes, Diversisporales, Gigasporaceae.
AUAAAUUUCUAGAAGAAAAUUUUGGAAAGUUACCAGAGGAAUACCAACAAUUAGUAAGAAAUAUUGGAGACCGAAAGCUGGGACCAUCAUAUAGUGGCUUCCAACUUCUUUCAAUAGCUGUAUGGCUGAGAAAUGAAGAACAAUAUACGGCAAUAGAUUAUUGGCAAGGAACGAGUAACCUUUAUUCAUAUUACAGAAGUAAUGUUCUAAACGAAUUAAUCAAAAAAAGAAACCAAUUGCAAACAGAUUCUGCAGCAACCAUUAGUACACUUGCAUCAGCCGUUAGUACACUUUCAUCAACUAUCGCUAAUAACUUUUAUUAUGUCAAACUAGUUAUUAGCAAUUUUUCGCAAGGAGGUCUCUAUUUGGGUCAAUAUGGAGGCCCUGAUCUAAAUGUUAUACAACCAACCAUUAUGAAGGAUACUUCUGCAACAUAUAUAUUGUUAGUAUACGAGUGUACAUCAAACGAUUCUUUAGAUAAUGUGUUGAGUGGGAAAAUAGGUAAAGAAAUAAUUAAUUUAACGAAUGGUACUACAUAUAAGAAUUUCUACGGCUCUUUUAUCUAUGCUAGUAUUACAGCUGAUGAUUAUAUGAACAUAGAAAUUAAUAUACAAAUAGGGGGAAAUCCAUUUAAAUUUUAA